UCUGUUCCAGAUGUAAAAGUACAGGAGUUUAGAAGCUGAGGACUAAAAGCUCAUGGACUGAUACAGCUCUGCUCACAGCAGGAGCAGUCCUACAGGAUGGAAGGUGAUCCACAAGUGUUGGAGGACGAUCCAGAUCAAAAAGAUCAAAUCAGUCCUGUCCAGACCACCACAACCCAGAACCCCACAGCUUCCAGUGAACUGGUCCAGAACACCACAACCCAGAACCCCACAGCUUCCAGUGAACUGGUCCAGAACACCACAACCCAGAACCCCACAGCUCCCAGUGAACUGGUCCAGAACACCACAGCUCAGACUGGAGGGAAUGUCAUUGCACCUGUUCUACAUGGAAAUGUGUUUAAUGGACCAGUUCAUAUUCACACUGGAGCUGAAUCUCAGCAUGAAGGUGGAGCAGGUGGAGGACAGGUAAUGAGUGAGAGUUCAGCAGCCUCUUCUACUACACUGACUGCAGAUAAAAUGCAAUUAAAACUAAAAGAGGAGUUUAAGAAGAAAUUUGCAAACCUUUAUGAAGGGACGUCACAGGAAGGGGAUUAUGCUCCUCUGAAAGACAUUUUUACUGAACUCUAUGUGAUUAAAGGCUGCACAGGAGGAGUAAACGCUCAGCAUGAAGUGAGACAGAUGGAAGGAUUUUAUCCCAAACCAGGAGAAACAUCAGUCAACUUCAGUGAAAUUUUUAAAGUGCAGUCUGGAGAAAAUAAGUCUGGUACAAAAGUUCUUACACUGGGAAUUGCUGGCGUAGGUAAAACAGCCUCUGUACACAAGUUUAUUCUGGACUGGGCUGAGGAAAGGCACAACCAGGAUUUAGAUUUCAUUCUGUUUCUUCCCUUUCGGGAGCUGAAUUUGAUUAAAGAGAAUUCCCUCAGGCUUUCAGAUCUUUUACACUAUUUUCACCCUGAACUCUACAUAGAAGAUGUAAUGGAGAUUUUAAAAGGUAAGUACACUGUAGCUUUGAUUCUAGAUGGACUGGAUGAAAGCAAAAUUCCUCUAAACUUCAAUCAAGAGAAAGUAUUAAAUGCACAAGCGAAGAUCUCUCUGAAUAAACUGCUAACAGGCAUCAUUAAAGGAGAGCUGCUUCCCACUGCUGUUAUUUGGAUAACUUCUCGACCUGCAGCAGCCAAUCAGAUCCCACGUAAAUACUUCCUGAUCAUUACAGAAAUCCGUGGAUUCAAUGACUCACAGAAGGAGGAGUACUUCAGAAAGAGAAUCCAAAACCAGGAUGAAGCCAGCAGAAUCAUUUCACAUAUCAAAGCCGCAAGAAGUCUUCAUAUCUUGUGUCACAUUCCAGUCUUCUGCCGGAUCUCAGUCUCUGUUCUUCAGGAAAUGAUUAAGAAAGACAAAGAGAUGGAAAAUGCUCCCACAACUCUUACAGAAAUGUACAUUCGUUUCCUGAUCUUUCACACAAGACAGAAGAGUGAGAAAUACAACAUAGAACAGAACGUGGAUGGUGCAGUUCCAUCAUCUAAGAGAGAAAAAAUUGAAGCUGAGAGUGUACUGAAACUGGCAAAAUUAGCCUUUCUUCAGCUACAAAAAGAACAGCUCAUAUUCUAUGAGGAAGAUCUGAAAGAGUGUGAUAUUGAGGUAGAAGAAGCCGUAGUGCACUCUGGAGUCUGUACCCAGAUCUUUAAAAAGGAUGAGAAGUUCUACAGCUUUGUACAUUUGAGUUUCCAGGAGUUCCUCGCUGCUGUGUUUGUUUUCAUCACAUCCAGUGAUGAAAGUAAUCCACUCUUCCAGACCUGGUGGGAGAAAAUAAAAUGGAGGUACAAACACACACUGGAUAAUCUUCUGAAGACAGCUGUGGAGAAAGCCAUGAAGAGUAAAAAUGGACACCUGGACCUUUUCCUCCGCUUCCUCUUUGGCCUCACUCUGGAGUCCAAUCAGAGGCUCCUCAAGAGUCUACAGCCAGAAAUAGAGAUAAAUAAAGAGGAUCUGAAGGGGGCUAUAGGCUACAUUAAGAGAAAACUCAAAAAGAAGAAAUCUUCUGAAAAGACCAUCAAUCUCUUCCACUGUCUAAGUGAAAUGAAAGACACCUCACUCACAGGAGAAAUCCAGAAGUUCCUGAACUCAGGAACACUCUCAACACAGGAACUCUCAUCCACACAGUGGUCAGCUCUGAUAUUUGUGCUGAUGAUGUCAGAGGAGACUCAGGAGAAGUUUGAACUGAAAAAAUACAGAGCAUCAGAAGAAGGACUGAGGAGAUUACUGCCUGUGGUGAAAAACACACGGCGAGCUCUGUUGGAUCACUGCAGUCUCAGUAAAAACGCCUGUGAAACACUGGCAUCAGUACUCAUCUCGGAUUCAGCACUGCUAGAGCUUGACCUCAGUAACAAUGACCUGCAGGAUUCAGGAGUGGAGCUGCUCUCUGCUGGACUGAAAAGUUCACACUGUAAACUACAGAUUCUCAGCCGGGAUCAGCUGUUAGCCUUUAGCAUAACAAGGCUACCUCCAGGGGAGCAGCCCGAGAUCCCCCGUGAGCUAAAGAGGAGGCAGCGGGGGUGUCGUGCGGGUGCUCAGCGGCGCGCGAGAAGGAGACGCUACAAACCCGUUCUUCCUUCUAUCAUCAUGGGGAAUGUGAGAGCUCUCCCCAAUAAGAUGGAUGAGUUGGCGGCGCUGACCCGACACCAGAGGGAAUUCCGUGAGUGUAGCGUUAUGCUGUUUACAGAGACGUGGCUAACAGCGCUAGCUCCGGACACGCUCGUCUCUCUGGAUGGAUUUCACCUCAUACGGGCGGACAGGACAGCGGAGAGUGCUGUGAGCAGGAUUCAGACCCAACACCCACAGGCCCUCCUUGUGAUCUCAGGAGACUUUAACCACUGCACUCCAUCCUCAACCCUGUCUACCUUCACCCAGUACGUUACCUGCCACACCAGAGACAAUAAAACACUGGACCUGUUCUAUGCCAAUACAGAGGGGGCAUAUGACUCAUCACCCCUCCCCCCUCUAGGAAGAUCAGACCACAACCUGGUUCAUCUCCUGCCUGUGUACAAACCUCUCGUACACAGAGAACCAGCUGUCACCCGCACUGUGAAGAAAUGGACUGCAGAGACUGAAGAGGCUCUGAAGGACUGUUUCAGCACGACACUCUGGGAGGAACUGUGUGAUCCUCACGGGGACGAUAUUGAGGGCCUUACACACUGCAUAACGGACUAUGUCAACUUUGUGGAGUGUGGAGAACACUGUACCCACCAAAACUGUGCGGUGUUUCUCCAACAACAAACCAUGGAUCAACCCUGA
This is a messenger RNA of Astyanax mexicanus (Mexican tetra), 3249 nucleotides long. Its product is annotated as NLR family CARD domain-containing protein 3-like. The coding region runs from base 97 to 3249 and encodes 1050 amino acids. Lineage: Eukaryota; Metazoa; Chordata; Actinopteri; Characiformes; Acestrorhamphidae. The transcript is spliced from 8 exons. The record is from RefSeq and is a predicted model, not a curated record.